AUGCAACUCCACCAGGGUUUGAGGACAUUGGCUGGGACAUCUGCACUCACUGCUUUGCUGCUGGCCACGUAUGUGUCGUACUGCUACAGCGCACCAAAGAACUUCCAGAGGAGGAACUGGACUCCACAGGCCAUGCUCUACCUUAAAGGCACCCAGGGGCGUCGCUUUGUGUCUGAGGACCAUAAAGAAGGAGACGUCUACGACACACUACAUUUAGAAACUCGCAGUCAGAAUACAGAAAACCUGAGUGUGGACGAAGCCACCAGCCUCUUGCUCAACUUCCUGCAGCAGACCCGCGGAGGAAUGGAGGACAUACCCGCUGAGGUCUACCUGCAGGAGCUCCCACUUUGGAAGAGACAGUACUUCUGACUGACCCUACCC
This is a messenger RNA of Periophthalmus magnuspinnatus, 381 nucleotides long. It is a transcript of the gene spx, whose product is annotated as spexin hormone. Lineage: Eukaryota; Metazoa; Chordata; Actinopteri; Gobiiformes; Gobiidae. Gene Ontology annotation, molecular function: neuropeptide hormone activity. The record is from RefSeq and is a predicted model, not a curated record. Bases 1 to 369 code for a protein of 122 amino acids. The transcript has 6 exons.